Agrilus planipennis (emerald ash borer) is the source of this 1186-nucleotide messenger RNA. RefSeq lists its product as uncharacterized. The record is from RefSeq and is a predicted model, not a curated record. The coding region runs from base 374 to 958 and encodes 194 amino acids. The transcript is spliced from 2 exons. Gene Ontology annotation, molecular function: metal ion binding. NCBI's taxonomy places the organism in Eukaryota, Metazoa, Arthropoda, Insecta, Coleoptera, Buprestidae.
UGACGAUCCACAGAAAGCCCUACUUAGGUUGUUAAUGUGUAUCUAUUUCUUUUAUUGGUAUUGGUUAAUAUGUUUUAACCACGUUUUGUAGUCUAACAAUAAUUUAACAAUGUAAUGUGUUUGAUAUUCCCACAGACAGACCACAUUACAUACUUUCAUGUUAAUCACAUGUCACGCAUGUCCUUGAAGUUUGACGGGUUGUCUAAAAACAAAAACUAAACACAAAAAGUUGUUUUUAUAUGAAAUAGGUUAUGUUUACUGCAUAAAAUUAAAAAAUAGUUAAGUGAAAACACAAAACGUUGGCAGACAGGAAAGACAUUAUUAAAAAACAAACAAGAUUCUGUGGGUUGUGUUAAUUUAUUUCAAAAAUAACAUGUCUUUGGUAGCAGAUUAUGAGAGCUCUGGUUCAUCGUCAAGUUCAGAAAGUGAAGAAGAUUCGUAUAAAAUCCUAGGCUGGUACUGUUUUAGUAAAUCUACAGAAGAAAACUGCUCAAUAAAACCACCUUUAGAGAAACUACCUAAACCAGCUUUUAAUGGUUCACCAGAGAAUAAUGAUGGAACGUCUGUUUUUAAAAAUCCCUUUAAGGAAGAAGAACAAGCAAAAACUGCAAUAUUAGAAAAACAUGUAAAAAUGGUAAAUUUACAAGAUAAUGUGAAAACAAUCAAUGGUAAGAAAAUUUGCUGGAAUUAUCGAAAGGGACGUUGUCGUUUUGGUCAUAAUUGCAAGUAUGCUCAUGAUUCUGAUAUACAGAAGUCCCAAGAAGAAUCUAGUAAAGAGAAAGAAUUUCAACAAAGCAUAAUUUGUGAAGCUAAACAAUUACCGCAACCUACAUUAGAAGAAUUGGGUGUAAUUCAAAGUGAAGCAGCAAGUUCCAAUAAAAAGAAAAGAUCCGGUUUAUGUCAAGGAUUGGUGCCAAACAAGAAAGUGAUGAAAAUGUAUUACCAAACAAAAAAAUAGAUAACAAAUUAUUUUCAUAAAAUAAAUAAGUACCUGAUAAUUAUCAAACUUUUCUCUAAUAGUUAUUAUAUCUAUCUAUUGUAUAAGUUAUUGAAGAGAAAAUAAAUAUGACCGUUUAAAUAAUUAGUAAAAUUGUUUCAACUAAAGGUAAAAAAGGCAGGUUUCAUUAUCUUUUUUAAGAUUUGUGGAACAGAUGUAUAUGAUUAUUUAAUAAAAUAUAAUUGUUUA